Messenger RNA from Nilaparvata lugens (brown planthopper), 2957 nucleotides. RefSeq names its product protein SMG9. Bases 110 to 1471 code for a protein of 453 amino acids. The record is from RefSeq and is a predicted model, not a curated record. Lineage: Eukaryota; Metazoa; Arthropoda; Insecta; Hemiptera; Delphacidae. Gene Ontology annotation, biological process: nuclear-transcribed mRNA catabolic process, nonsense-mediated decay. The transcript is spliced from 9 exons.
GGGUUUGUCACUUGCAUUCUAAAGAAAGAGGUUAUCUGAAAUUUUAUGGAAUUACCACUUUAGCUUAUCUUGAAAUUGUUUUUGAAAUUUCAAGCAUAAAUAAUACAGAAUGUGCGAUAAAGAGUUUGAAAAGAACAGAGAUCUAAGACGCAAGAAAUUUUAUAAUACUUAUAAGGAAAGGGAGGACAAACAAUAUGGCAGCAGACGUUUGCCGAUCAUUUUGACGAAAACUGAUGCAGAUCGCGACAAGGAUGGUCGUUCUGGUAUGAAGUCAAAAAAUGUCAAUGAAAGCCAAGACAAGCCACUAUCACAGCCGACAAUCAUACUGCGCACUAGAGACGGUGACAACAGGGCAUCAUCUUCUGGUCAGAGAGUCCCUAGAACAAAGAAGGAAAAUGAGAAUCAAACUCCUCUGUAUCAUAUAGCUGCUAAAAACACCAAUACUGAGAAUGUAAACCCCUUGGCUCCUCCUCCGGAAAUGAAAUGCAGUGUGAAAUUGUUGGACGAAUUUCUACAGUUCAGUGACUCUGCUUUGAAGUAUCUGACUGAGCAAACUGAUUUUCUUGUUGUGGGUGUGCUGGGAAUGCAAGGAGUGGGAAAGUCCACUCUUGUCUCACACUUGGCCGGCAAUUCUAUCGAUCAGACGGACACAGUGUUCAAAGUGCAAACGUUCGAGCAGCAGGAGAAGGCCAGUCAUUGCACGGCUGGCGUGGACGUGUACGUGACGGCAAACCGCCUCAUCCUGCUGGACUCUCAGCCAAUGCUGUCCGGCUCACUGAUGGACGGACACGGACAGAGUCACGGACCCGGUCACGGUCAAGGACACGGACACGGACUCGUCGACUGUUCGCUGGACCUGGCGCCCGACAACCGCAACUCGGCCGAGGUCAGCUCCCUGCAGAUUGCCGCCUUCCUGCUCUCCGUCUGCCACAUUGUCAUCGUAGUGCAGGACUGGUUCUUCGACCCCAAUCUGUUGAGGUUUCUACAGUCGGCUGAAAUGUUGAAACCCCCCACACCAACUACAUCACAAGACGAAGAACUCGUCGAAUAUUUCCCUCAUGUACUAUUCCUCCACACUCAUGCCGAGGCUGCUGAUUUCUCAAAUCAAAGAUUGGAAUUGAUGCAGAAAGUCUACAACCAAACAUUCGCCAGAUCCAAACUACAGACACAAACCGGUCUGAGCAUAGCGAAUACUGGUGUUUUUGAGUCGUUAUCUUUCAACGAGGAUAACCUCAACAUUUAUCUAUUACCAGACCUGGUAGAGGAGCAGAACGGUGAUAAUCAUUUCAAAGGACAUCCUGGCUAUGUAGAAUUGAUGAGGAAGUUGCGCUUUCAAAUACAUGGUGCUACAAGAAGUCCCCUAACUCAUAACACAUUGACUGAGAAGAAUUGGCUACAUUACGCUUCCAAGAUUUGGGAAGGUGUAAAGAAGAGUACAUUUUUCUUUGAAUACAGUCGAUUAAUGCCAUGAUCAUAUUAUGAUCGUUCUAAAUUGGACUGAACUGGACCCAUGAAGGGGAUUGCUGGCUGAAUUCAAUGUAUGUUGGAAACAUGUUCAAGAAACGACAUGCAUUUCGGAUGUACGGGUGAUUUCCAACGGAUAGUUUUGUUACUCAGAGAGGAGUCAGAUUGUUCAAUGAAGAAUGUCGUGGAACAAGAUUGAGGUUCAUCAUAAUUCCAUCUAGCUAUAUUCAAUAAAAUAUACAUUGUUACAUGAUUAUUUGAACACAGAAUAAAUGUUAGGUUAAAUAAAGGUAAAUUUCAUUUUUUCUGUAUUGAUGAGAUGUAUUGAGAAGUUUGGGCACAGUUUGUCAAUUGUGUUCAAAUUACAUUCAAUGUUUAAAUUCAGAAAUAAGUUGUUAUUAUUAUUGAUAGAUUCUGAUUUCAUUGAGGUGAUUGAGGUUUAUUCAAUAUAUUAUUUAUUACACUAGAACUACGAAUAGGUCUUCUGGGCUUCAGACUGCAAAUUAAUAAAGUGAGAAUCGCUUUGAUGAUUUCCAACCUCCAAAAGAAGAAGAACAAGAAGAAGAAAACUAUUACAUCACAUGAAUAUUAACUAUAAUGGACUUAAUACUGUGAGCUUCAUAAUAUCAAGUUUAUAAGUGUAUCUUUCCAUCAGUUAGUGGUGGAGAAGGAAUUUAGUCUUAACUUCGCCAAUUAAAGCAUAUACUAUUCAAUUCAUCUCAUCAAUUGGUGUAUAUCUGAAGUGUUCACAUUUUAUUAUGAGAAUAAAUUGAUUUCAACAUACACUGAAACGUAUACAAUUGGUGUAUAUCUGAAGUGCUAACAGCUUAUUAUUGAAUAAGAAGAUUUUAACAUAGUUACAUGUAUGAAGAAAUAUUUUCAACAUAUUAGUGUAGAUGAGGCAUUUAGUCUUAACUCGGCCAAUUGAAACAUAAAUAUAAUUCAAUUCAUCUCAUCAAUUGGCGAAGUGUUAGCAUCUUAUUAUAAAUUAAAUUAUUUUACAUUGUGUAGUAAAGAAGCCUUUUAGUCUUAUUUCAGCCAAUGAAAACAUAUAAAAUUCAUAAAUUUCAUCUUAUCAAUUGGAUGUCUAGUGUGUUGAAUUUAAUUUUUAUUAUGAAAUAAAAUUAUUUCAACAAAACAAUCUUUUAUUAUUGCACUUAAGUGAAUUGAUUUUAGAUAACAUAGUGAACAGACUUGGAAGUCCUGAUAAAAUAGAAUGAAAUGGGAAGGAUGAUUCGAUCUCAAAGAGAGCUCUAGAGUGGAAGAACACGGAUGAUAACAGAAUUUCUCUCUGAAUGGAAAAGAUGCAUUAGUGAAGAAAGAACAAAGUCCAGUGGGAAUGGGCUCAGUUUGAUCGAAUUUCACCCAUAAUAUUCCUGCCUUUCAGUCUGAAAGGGCAACUACUGUCCCUUGACCUCUAACCUUUUCACCUUUAUCAUUUUUUCUCAUUUGUGUGUGGAGCUCAGUAAUAUGCUGCAUUUUCUCAAAAUUCC